Molecule: messenger RNA, 554 nt
Organism: Leptinotarsa decemlineata (Colorado potato beetle)
Lineage: Eukaryota; Metazoa; Arthropoda; Insecta; Coleoptera; Chrysomelidae
Gene: RpL23
Product: Ribosomal protein L23
Biological process (GO): translation
Cellular component (GO): cytosolic large ribosomal subunit; ribosome
Molecular function (GO): large ribosomal subunit rRNA binding; structural constituent of ribosome
Source: RefSeq, a predicted model, not a curated record
AUUACAAUAAUUCUACAAACGAACAAACUUUUUCAGAAAUACUAUUGCGGUUUUGUGUCAGUUGUCUUUUAGUUCUUUCACAAAUACAAGAUGUCUAAGAGAGGACGUGGUGGUUCCGCGGGAGCUCAUUUCAGAAUAUCAUUGGCGUUACCAGUAGGCGCAGUUAUCAAUUGUGCUGAUAAUACAGGUGCCAAGAACCUUUAUGUCAUAGCCGUUCAAGGUAUUGGUGGUCGGUUGAACCGACUUCCAGCUGCGGCAUGCGGAGAUAUGUUUGUGGCCACCGUCAAGAAAGGUAAACCAGAACUCCGAAAAAAAGUCAUGCCAGCUGUAGUUAUACGGCAGCGCAAACAAUUUCGAAGGAAAGACGGGGUGUUUAUAUACUUUGAGGAUAAUGCAGGGGUGAUCGUGAACAAUAAAGGAGAAAUGAAAGGAUCAGCAAUCACGGGACCUGUAGCUAAGGAAUGUGCAGAUUUGUGGCCGAGGAUAGCUUCAAAUGCAAGCAGUAUAGCGUAGAUUUGUUACAUUACACCUUACAUUAAAAAGAAUUGAAAAGA